This is a messenger RNA of Dioscorea cayenensis subsp. rotundata (Guinea yam), 1544 nucleotides long. Its product is annotated as ultraviolet-B receptor UVR8-like. The transcript is spliced from 11 exons. Lineage: Eukaryota; Viridiplantae; Streptophyta; Magnoliopsida; Dioscoreales; Dioscoreaceae. The record is from RefSeq and is a predicted model, not a curated record. The coding region runs from base 89 to 1249 and encodes 386 amino acids.
UCUUCACUUCAUUCUUUCUCCCUUCUUCACUGCUUUCUCUUCUUCUCUGCUUCGCUUUCCGAUCGAAACCCCAAGGAGACACGCUUCCAUGGCGACCAGCGAUGCUGUAGUCCUCGCAUGGGGAUCAGGGGAGGAUGGGCAGCUGGGUAUGGGGGACUGGGAGGAGAAGGACUGGGCCUGUAGCAUUAAGGGCCUUGAGUCCAAGAACAUCACUGCAGCAGUUGCUGGGAGCCGGAACUCCCUUGCCAUCUCAGAGAAUGGUCAUUUGUAUACAUGGGGAUGGAACCAGAGGGGAACACUGGGCCACCCACAAGAGACUAAAACUGAGAGCGUCCCUAGCCUUGUCAAGGCCCUAGCUGAUGUCAAGAUUGUUCAGGCGGCAGUUGAUGGUUGGCAUUGCCUGGCGGUAGAUGAUCAAGGCCGAGCCUAUGCUUGGGGCGGGAAUGAGUAUGGUCAAUGUGGGGAGGAACCUGAGAGGAAGGAAGAUGGUAGCAAGGCUCUAAGGAGAGAUAUUGCAAUCCCUCAAAGAUGCGCUCCAAAGCUUUCUGUGCGGCAGGUAGCAGCAGGUGGCACCCAUUCGGUCGUGCUAACAGUGGAGGGGCAUGUCUGGACCUGGGGCCAACCAUGGCCCCCUGGAGAUAUUAAACAAAUAUCAACUCCUGUGCGAGUACAAGGCCUUGAACAAGUGAGGCUGAUUGCUGUUGGUGCAUUUCACAAUCUAGCACUCCUGGAGGAUGGAGUUUUAUGGGCAUGGGGAAACAAUGAGUAUGGACAGUUGGGAACUGGAGAUACUCAACCAAGGUCACAACCAAUUCCUGUCCAAGGGCUAUCUGAUCUCACUUUGGUUGAUAUUGCUGCAGGUGGAUGGCAUUCUACAGCACUAACCGAAAAGGGGGAGGUCUAUGCUUGGGGAAGAGGAGAACAUGGGCGGCUUGGAUUUGGAGAUGACAAAAGCAGUAAAAUGGUUCCCCAGAAGGUCCAGCUUCUAGCAGCAGAAGAUAUUGUUCAGAUGUCCUGUGGAGGCACACAUUCAGUAGCGCUUACAAGAGAUGGGAGAAUGUUUUCAUUCGGUCGAGGAGAUCAUGGGCGCCUUGGGUACGGGAGAAAGGUGACAACUGGGCACCCGAUGGAAGUUCCUAUCAACCUACCAGUACCAAAGAACAGCACUGCAGGUGGCCGGUGGCGUGCAAAGUUUGUUGCAUGCGGUGGCCGGCACACCUUGACAGUCGCAGAAUGGGUAAAUGAAUAGUUAAGCAGCAAAAACACCCAUCAUUGCCAACAAACAAGUCAGCAAUCAUACAUCCCUGACUUACACAGGUAAUAAUCUAUAUCUCAAAGGUUUAACUUAAAUAAAAAAACCGACCUUUGUAUAAAUUAAAUGAGAUGUAAGAUCACAACUAAACUUGGGACGGUGGGGCGUGUUGUAUGCUUUUUUCAAACUGGGGGUGGUGUGUCUGGGAUUUGUUACUCUUCCAAACUUGGGACGGUGGGGGUGCAUGUUGUAUGUUUUGUUUUGUUUUUUUAUUCAAACUGGGGAUGGUGUA